GACGACUUUCAACAAGGCCAUGCAAACCCUAAACCUUCAGCCAGCAGCGGCAGCGGCUGAACCUGAACUUGAAGGCCGAUUCCACCGAUUCCUUGAGAACAAUUUCGUUUUUUGUGUUUUCUCCCCUUAAUAUUCUUGUCUAAUCUCCAGUUUUCAUUUAAACAUCAAAAUGGGGGUCCCUAAAUUUUUUAGAUAUAUCAGUGAACGUUAUCCAUGUCUCAGUGAGCUUGUCAAAGAAUACCAGAUCCCAGAGUUCGACAACCUGUACCUGGACAUGAACGGUGUCAUCCAUAUGUGUUCACAUCCGAAUGAUUUUGACCCACAUUUCAGAAUUACUGAAGAAAGAAUAUUUAAAGACAUAUUUCACUACCUUGAGGUUCUUUUCCAACUGAUCAAACCAAGGAAAUUGUUCUUUAUGGCUGUAGAUGGUGUUGCUCCUAGAGCUAAAAUGAAUCAGCAAAGAGGCCGCAGAUUUCGCUCAGCAAAAGAAGCAGAAGUUCUGGAGAAACGAGCUGAAGCUAAAGGGGAAAAGUUGCCGAAAGAGGCUCGAUUUGAUUCCAACUGUAUUACUCCUGGUACAGUUUUCAUGGCCCGAUUGCAUGAACAACUAAAGUACUUUGUCGCAUCUAAAAUGUCUUGUGAUGCUCAGUGGAAAGGUGUCAAAGUUAUUCUUUCAGGACAUGAGACACCUGGUGAAGGGGAGCACAAGAUUAUGGAUUAUAUACGUUGGAUGAAAACACAGCCAGGGUAUGAUCCAAACACACGUCACUGUCUGUAUGGGUUGGAUGCUGACCUGAUGAUGCUUGGUCUGUGCACACAUGAACCUCAUUUCUCCCUCCUUCGUGAGGAAGUGAAGUUUGGCAAACAAUCCAAACGAAUUACUGUACCAGAAGAGACCAAAUUUUACCUCUUACAUCUUUCCCUCAUGAGAGAGUAUCUUGGUUUAGAAUUCCAAUCACUGAAAAAUAAAUUGAAAUUUCCAUAUGAUGUAGAAUCUAUUAUAGAUGACUGGGUUCUUAUGGGCUUUCUUGUUGGAAAUGAUUUUAUUCCUCAUUUACCUGAUGUCCACAUAGCAAGUGGAGCUUUGCCCAUGUUAUAUAAUGCCUAUAUGGAGGUGCUUCCAACUUUAGAUGGGUAUAUUAAUGAAAACGGUUAUCUUAAUCUGUACCGCUUUCAAAAGUUCAUGGAAAAAUUGGCUGCUUUUGACUUAAACCAAUUCAAAGAAGCUUAUGCUGAUAUGAAAUACUUCGAAAGCAAAACAAACCGUAAGAUGGGGUCAAAGGAUGAACGCAAUAGCAAGAAUGGAGAGCCUGACCACAGUCAAUCCAAGACUGGUAUAUCUGAGCUUGAUGCACUUAUCAAAGCAACAAAUGAAAUGGUCCUUGAGAAAUUCUUUGAUGAAGAAGACGGGGAUGAGACAGUUGCUGAUGAAGAAGAAGAUGACGUAGAUGUUUUUGCAUCAAGAGUUUAUGAUGAUGAUUCAGACUCUGAAAUAUCAGAUACAUUUAGAUGUGAAUUUCAUCAGCAUAAGAAAGACUACUAUCGAAACAAACUUGAAUAUGGAAAAGUCACAGAGCAGGUGCUGAAAGACCAGGCUGAGGGCUAUGUCCGAGCCAUUCAGUGGAAUCUUCACUAUUAUUAUCAUGGUGUGGCAUCUUGGUCCUGGUACUAUCCACAUCACUAUGCUCCAUAUGUCUCUGAUAUAUGCAAUUUCAAAGAUGUGUCUUUAGAGUUUGAAUUGGGUGAGCCUUUCAAACCUUUUGAACAACUUUUGGGAGUACUUCCUGCUGCAAGCAAAUCUCUGCUGCCAGCACCAUACCGAGAGUUAAUGACUCAUGAUACCUCACCUAUUUUAGAGUUCUAUCCUCCAGAAUUUCAGACAGACUUGAAUGGUAAAAAGCAAGAUUGGGAAGCUGUUGUCCUCAUCCCAUUCAUUGAUGAAAAACGACUCUUGGCAGCAAUGGUUUCAUGUGAAGAAAAAUUAACAGUUGAUGAAAGGAAUCGUAACAGAUUUGGACCAAUGUCACAGUACACCUUUUCUGAGAAAAGCUUAGGUGAAUACAAUGCUCCUGAGUAUUUUCCUACUAUUAAAAAGAAUCAUGCUGAGCUCCUUGAAAUUUGGCGAGAGGAGUUGCGAUUGGACCAUAAGGACAUAGUGUUUGGCCUUCCUCCCGGUGUUCGCCUAGAUGUUUACUUCCCUGGAUUCCCAACCUUCAAACAUCUACCAUUCACUGGAGAAUUGAGGAAAGCUAAAGUUCAAGUAUUUGACCAACCGAGCAGAGGAGACAACAUGAUCUUGACUUUAUUGAACAAUAAGGACAUAUCUUCACUGUCUCUGAUUGAUGCUGCUGACCAAUAUAUCGGAAAGGAUGUGUAUUGUGGCUGGCCACACCUCACUGAGGGAAAAGUUGUGGGUGUGGCUGAUGGUACAAAGAGAUACAACCUUCUGUCCAAUAGUAAUGUUGCCCUAGAGAAUUUGUCAAACAAUCUUGCAUCACAAUGUGAAGCAGUGAAAAAAGGAGUUGCUAAUGACUAUAUGAGACGAAUGGGUGUAGACAUUGGGGAAACUCAACUUAUUGUGUAUGUUCGGCCUGUUGCUGGAAGGAAGUAUGUCUUUGGCCAAGCAGGAAAGAUUACUUUAGAAAAGGUCUAUUCUGAAAUUGAGACCCCAUAUGCCAUACAAACAAUUGUUGAUGACAUUGCAGUUCAUGAUGCAAGCUUUGUGCAGUUCAAAACUCUUGAACAAGUGUUUCCCUCUGGAAGUAAAUGCUUCCUGCUUGCUUCUCCAAUUUAUGGUGGGAUGGGUGAGGUUCUUGAAGUUAAAAAACAACCUGAAGGUCGCCUCCAAGUAAUCAUAACUUCUCAUGGAGAACCAGACAUUGAAUAUGUGCGCCAAAACCAGCAUUCCAUGAAACCACAGUUCAUGACAGGCAGUAAAGCUGCACAACACAUUGGUAUCAGUUCCCAUAUUUUGUCUCGAGUUACUGGGACUAUAUUUUUGGUUGUUGGUAACAAACAAGCUGAUAAUCCUAGCAAAAUAAACAUUGGUCUUAACCUUAAGUUCAACAAAAAGAAUGAAGAGGUCCCAGGCUACACCAAAAAGGACAACAACAUGUGGCUUUAUUCUAGGAAAGCCAUUGCUCUUAUAAGGGAAUACGUGGAGAAAUUUCCUGAAGUUUUUGAGCAUCUCUGCAGGAAAACAUCUGAUGAUGUAUAUGAUGACAAGGACAUAUAUCCAGGAGAAGAUUCUGCUGAGAAAGUUUCUGCUCUUUCAAAGUGGUUGAAAGAAAUUCCAACUGCCUCUCUAGAACGACAGUCUUGUGGAGCUGAGGUUCUUGAGGAGGAAGUUGUAACACAACUUCAAGCAGUCAUGAAAGUAUUCAGUGAAAACCCUCCAGAUCCUAAGAAAUUGAAAUUGCAGGUUAAGCCACAUGUUCUGUUCAGGUCUGAAUUACGAGUUGGGAACUUGGCUCCUGAUCCUACAACGACCUACCAAUUGUUUGACCGAAUAGUUAAUGUACGUGAUGACACUAGUGUUCCACUGGGACUCAAAGGAACAAUUAUUGGCAUUCGCCGAGCUGAAAAAGCAGCUGACACCAUGUAUGAUGUAUUAUUUGAUAAUGAGUUUGAAUCAGCAAUGUCUAUUGGUGGUUCAAAAGGAUGUGCCUACAGGGUAUCUAGAACUGCUUUUAUUAAUAUUUCUCAUGGAUUUAGGCAAGGCCUCAUUAAUGAAACAUACAGAGUUAUUCAACCUCAUCCAAGAACUAACUCAGCAUUCACUCCGUGGGCAGGUCAGGGAAAGACUGGUAACAACCAAGCAAACAUGUCAAGACCAGGCCGGCAACAAGGAAAUGAAGCCUUUGCAAACAGAAAGCCAAACAACUCUCACAGAACACAAACCAAUGAAGCUUCUUCAAGUAAGAAGCAUGGUGAAUCUUCUAGAUCUUCUGGUUUUCAGUUUCCUGCUCCGCCUAAGGUCCAGAUUCUACCUAAAAGUGGUCCUAAGUUGCCUGAUGCCUCCAACGAACAGUUGCUCUGGAAACAGCUCCAGAUGGUCUCAACUAAGAGUAAUGACCUCAAGCCCUCUGGUGCACCUCAGCCUGCAACAGCUGCACCACCCCCUGCAACGGCCUUACCCAUUCCCAAUCAAAAUAUGACAAAUGCCAUUGAGUCAAAAACAAAUGUUUUGAAGAUGAUGCUUGGAGUUGCUCCAGGAUCUGCUCCAGGACCUACUCAAGGAACUAUUGCAGGAGCCACUCCAGGAGCUACUGGAGGGGCGGAGACUGUGAACAAUCCCAUUCCAGCAGGUGCAUCACAUAGUAGACAACCUUGUGAACUUACCCCAUUUGCCAAAGAUUUGUGUGGGUUUUUGCUGCAGUUUUUCCAAAGGAAAGGUGUUGGCAUUCCUUUGUUUAACUUCAUUCCGUACGGUUCUGAUGUCAUUGCUCAAAUUAAACUGCCAGAUGGCUCCACUGUGAUAAGCAAACCUGUUCCAACAAAACAAGGGGCUGCCGACGCUGCUGCUGUGGAAGCAUUACAUUUACUUCAGUUGUGCCGUGUUUGCAAAAAGGAUGACAGUGGAGUGAAACCAUUACUGCAGUCCCAGCCUCAACUUAGUGGCCAACCUCAACAGUUUUUUGACCAAUUCAGGCAAGGUCAAUUCGCCCUACCGCAACGGCCUUCCAUGCCUCCAGGGAACCCAAUGUGGCAACAUGCGCACAGACCUACUCUUGUUCGAGCUUCUUUUCCACAGGGGCCACCUCCAUUUGCUCAGGCUAUGAGACAUCCCUCAAAUCAUCCGUUGUCUAAUCAGCGUCCUCCAAACCCACAAUUUGUCCAGCAUCCUCAAUCUUCUUAUCACCACCAACAACUGCCCCCAGCUAAAAAGCAGCACCUGCAGCCUAACAAUCAAUAUCCCAGAAGAGGGGAGGUUGUUAGGAAUAAUUAUCACGGAGGCCCCCAAAAUCAAAAUCAACAUCCCCAAAACCAGCAGAAGUCUAGAUCCAAAGAACUCAAUUCGUUUGUGCCACUGCAAGCAUUAAAAAAGCAAAGAAAUAGACCUCGUAGAGAGCCUAAAGAAAAUAUAGCUGCGCAGACUUCAGUGAAGGCAAAUGAAGAGGCAACUGUCCAUGACACCGAAGAGAAAGGAAAAGGUGCAUCAAAGGGACGGGCAAGCACUUCUUCAGAGCCCAAUGCUGGCUCCACAUCCUCUGGUGCCAAUAAAGCCUCGAAUGAAAGCGCAAGAUCGGUGUCUAAAGGGGAGCCUCAAGAAGAAACUUCGGGAAGUUCUCGGUCUAUUUCAAGAAUGAAGAAAUCCCGUUUAGCUAUCAAUUUCCAAAGCACAUGAUGUUGAUAUUAUUGAUUGAUGGAUGGAUGUAAUUACGAAAUGAAGUUCUUUAUGUAUAAAGACUGACAUUGAUUUCCUGAUUCUCCUUCUAAAGGCAAUUUUUGUUCCUUUUUAAGUAUUGGUUGUGUUGUUGAUCACUGUAGGAUAGAAUACAAUCGUCAUCAAAUUUACCCAGUGGUCAAACCAAUUUUCAAUGUUUCUAUGAAAUGACAAGUGUAGAUUUAAUUUGUGCAGCAUGUGAUCGUUCAGUACUUUUAGUUAUCAUUGUGACAAAUCAAGUGAUAUUUUUGUGCUUUGAUUGUGUAAUUUUUUUAGAACAUAUUUUCUCUUGCUUCUUGUAGCGCAUUUUCCUUGUUUUUAUUUCUUUCACACAGCAUCACAGCAUGCUAAUUAUUUUGGAAUAGUUGAUAAUCUUUGAUGACAUUAUGUACAGUUAUUUUGUCCAUAGUUGUACCUUAUCUUAGUAAAUGUGGAACUUAUCCUGAGUAGUGAUGGAGGGAGUGCACAUUACUGGUAAAUGUGAUAAACCAAUCAAUCAAUAUGGCCUUGUUUGUAUGAUUUGUAAUGUUGUCUGAGGUAUGUGGACUUAUCAAUUCAGCCAUUUUGAACAUAACAUUGUGUGCCAAGGUCCAAAUGGGGAAUCAACAGAACAUGUAUCUUCUUUUGGUGCUGUGAACAAUAUUUAUUUCAAAAUAUCAAUAACCUCUGUAUACUUUUGUUUACAAAUCGAUUGCUGCUGUAAAGGGUACAAAUUAAAUUGCUCCGUAAGUACACUUUU
This is a messenger RNA of Thrips palmi, 6125 nucleotides long. RefSeq names its product 5'-3' exoribonuclease 1 (gene pcm). NCBI's taxonomy places the organism in Eukaryota, Metazoa, Arthropoda, Insecta, Thysanoptera, Thripidae. Gene Ontology annotation, biological process: nuclear-transcribed mRNA catabolic process; rRNA catabolic process. Bases 170 to 5347 code for a protein of 1725 amino acids. The transcript has 29 exons. Gene Ontology annotation, molecular function: 5'-3' RNA exonuclease activity; RNA binding. The record is from RefSeq and is a predicted model, not a curated record. Gene Ontology annotation, cellular component: nucleus.